UUCGGUUUCUCCCCUCCCCGUAUACUUCGAGAUAGUCGACUGUUUUGUUUGCCCACGCCGGAUGCUGCCAGUUGAUUCAGCUCAUAACUGCUUCAUUUGAGCCGUCCUCGACAGAUCCGGAGAACCCUGGCUAGGGUUUAGGAGCUCCUUUCUCAGCAUCAAUCCAAUCGUAGCUUAUUCGGACUGUGGAAAGUGGUAUUUUACAUUGAUCCCCCGACCCUUGCGGCAAGAUUUUGGAUAUUGCACUAUUGACUUGGAAUAGAGUAGUACGGAGAAGAUCAUAUGAAAUCGUCGGCGGCAGCAGUCUUCUUCAUUUGUCUGCUCCUCUCGGACUGCCUUCACAGUAUCCAUGGAGAAGAAAUCAAGAAGAACAAGUUUCGGGAGCGGGAGGCCAGUGACGACGCCGCCGGCUACCCGGAACUGGAUGAAGAUGCGUUGUUGAAUACACAAUGCCCUAGGAAUUUAGAGCUGAGAUGGCAAACGGAAGUCAGCUCUAGCAUUUACGCUACCCCCUUGAUUGCUGAUAUCAACAGUGACGGGAAGCUAGACGUGGUCGUUCCAUCUUUUCUGCACUAUCUAGAAGUUCUUGAAGGUUCUGAUGGGGACAAAAUGCCUGGCUGGCCUGCAUUCCACCAGUCUACUGUUCAUGCUAGUCCUCUCCUAUAUGACAUUGACAAAGAUGGCGUCAGAGAAAUUGCUCUGGCUACAUACAACGGGGUGGUGAUGUUUUUCAGGGUUUCAGGCUACAUGAUGACGGAGAAACUGGAGAUACCUCGUAGAAGAGUUAAAAAAGAUUGGUAUGUUGGCCUGAAACAAGACCCUGUGGAUCGUUCUCAUCCUGAUGUCCAUGAUGAUGAACUUAUCAGGGAUGCGGCUGAGAAGAAUUCAGUGUCCAAAACAACUGGAGGUACUCAUGAAAACACGCCUGAUACAACCACUCCAGUUACUAAAUCAGCAGAAAACCAACCUCCAAGAAAUGAAAGUGUAUCUGUAGCAAACACGACGGUUACUAGUUCAGAGGCCAAUAAUCCUAAAGCUGAAGGAAGUACUCUUGGACAAGCAAAUGGUACAGAAUCGUUAACUGUGGAGACGAACCCUCCUGCAAAUGGGAGUGCAUUGGAUGCAAACAAUACUGUCCCUAUAUCAAUUGCAAACAACCUUCAAGCUAAUACAUCCAAUCAGGAGACUGUACGUGUAAUGAUUGCCGAAUCAGUCUUCAAAAUGCCUAUAAGGCCAGAUAAUAAUUCUGGGAAUGCUGAGGCUACAAGAUCGGGCGAUGCAGAUAAUAAAACAAGCUCUGGGCGGCGUCUUCUCGAAGAUAAUGAUUCAAAGGUUUCAGAUUCAGGGAAUGGAAAGAAUACUAGUGAUGACCUUCAUGUGGCAACUGUGGAGAAUGAUGAAGGGUUGGAAGCAGAUGCUGAUUCGUCAUUUGAGUUGUUCCGUGACACUGAUGAGCUGGCUGAUGAAUACAAUUACGACUAUGAUGAUUAUGUUGAUGAAUCUAUGUGGGGAGAUGAGGAGUGGAGUGAAGGACAACAUGAGAAACUAGAAGACUAUGUCAAUGUUGAUGCCCAUAUAUUGUCCACUCCUGUUAUAGCAGACAUUGAUAAGGAUGGGGUUUCAGAGAUGAUUGUUGCAGUGUCGUAUUUCUUUGAUCAUGAGUACUAUGACAAUCCAGAGCAUUUAAAGGAACUAGGAGGGAUUGAUAUUGCAAAGUAUGUUGCUGGCUCAAUAGUGGUUUUUAAUCUUGACACAAAGCAAAUUAAGUGGACAAGAGAACUAGAUUUAAGUACAGAUAGUGCCGACUUCCGUGCAUAUAUAUAUUCCACACCUACUGUAGCUGAUCUGGAUGGCGAUGGCUAUCUGGACAUUCUCGUUGGAACUUCAUUUGGCUUGUUUUACAUCCUGGAUCACCGCGGAAACGUUAGAGAAAAGUUUCCACUUGAAAUGGCGGAAAUUCAAGGAGGAUUAGUUGCUGCUGAUAUAAAUGAUGAUGGUAAAAUUGAACUGGUGACCACUGACACACAUGGAAAUAUUGCUGCAUGGACUCCCCAAGGAGUAGAGAUUUGGGAGAUUCAUCUCAAGAGUCUUGUUUCCCAGCAACCAACUGUAGGCGAUGUCGAUGGUGAUGGGCACACUGAUGUGGUGGUUCCAACACUCUCAGGAAACAUAUAUGUCCUUAGUGGCAAAGAUGGUUCAAUGGUCCGCCCUUACCCAUACAGAACUCAUGGGAGAGUGACCAAUCAAGUCCUUCUCAUUGAUCUUAGUAAACGAGGGGAGAAAAGCAGAGGGCUUAGUUUAGUGACCACCUCAUUUGACGGUUACUUGUAUCUUAUAGAUGGACCUACCUCCUGUGCGGACGUUGUUGACAUUGGAGAAACUUCGUAUAGCAUGGUUUUGGCUGACAAUGUAGAUGGUGGAGAUGAUCUGGACCUGAUCGUCACAACCAUGAACGGGAAUGUGUUUUGCUUCUCCACUCCAUCUCCACAUCAUCCCCUGAAGGCCUGGAGAUCUCCUAAUCAAGGACGGAACAAUCUGGCCAACCGCUACAAUCGUGAAGGGGUCUUCAUCUCACAUUCUUCGAGAGCUUUCCGGGACGAAGAAGGAAAGAGCUUCUGGGUGGAGAUCGAGAUAGUAGAUAAACACAGGUUUCCCUCUGGAUCUCAAGCACCCUACAAUAUCACUACAACACUAUUAGUUCCAGGCAACUAUCAAGGUGACAGAAGGAUAACACAAUCUCAGAUCUAUGACCAACCCGGGAAGUACCGUAUAAAGCUUCCUACAGUUGGAGUCAGGACGACCGGAACAGUGGUGGUGGAGAUGGUGGACAAGAACGGACUAUAUUUCACCGACGACUUCUCUCUGACUUUCCAUAUGUAUUACUACAGAAUGCUGAAAUGGCUGGUCGUCCUCCCAAUGCUUGGCAUGUUUGGCAUUCUGGUCAUUCUUCGUCCCCAGGAAGCUAGGCCUUUGCCCUCUUUCUCUCGGAAUACCGACCUAUGAGUGGGGAGAUAUCAUUUAUACGGCAUCAAAGUCGGUCUGUCAACUAGUUGAAAAGGGCACUGAAUCUCGGGUCAAGAGGUCUGUGAAUCGGCUGAAAUGAAGUUAUUCUAGGUAACAUGGAAGAGAAGGGUUUUGAAGAUGGAAAACCGAGAGAAAGCUUGAAACAUGACAACUUUGGGGGUCAUUGGAUUAGAGUUUUUGAUUGAGGACUGAACAAUGAACAUUGUAACAUAGUACUCUUGGAUUCGAUGGCAUAGGUUGGAUUUCGAAUUUUUUUUUUUUUUUUUGUAUCAAAAGAAUACUGGGAAAGGGUUAGAUAGAGGAGAAAACUAUUGGAAUCACAUUUAUACGGAGACCGAUGUUUUAAUCUAUACCUUCGACUUCCAAGUCUAGCAACGCGCGGCGCGCGGGAACUGGGGGUGAAAGUUCACUUCAGUCCUGACGAACGGCUGUUUGUAUGUUUACCGAAUCCAGAGAUCUUGUGUUCGAAUUUA
Linum tenue is the source of this 3497-nucleotide messenger RNA. NCBI's taxonomy places the organism in Eukaryota, Viridiplantae, Streptophyta, Magnoliopsida, Malpighiales, Linaceae. The record is from the annotation of a GenBank genome assembly.